Thamnophis elegans (Western terrestrial garter snake) is the source of this 4023-nucleotide messenger RNA. It is a transcript of the gene DCP1A, whose product is annotated as decapping mRNA 1A. The record is from RefSeq and is a predicted model, not a curated record. NCBI's taxonomy places the organism in Eukaryota, Metazoa, Chordata, Lepidosauria, Squamata, Natricidae. Gene Ontology annotation, molecular function: enzyme activator activity; mRNA binding. Gene Ontology annotation, cellular component: P-body. Gene Ontology annotation, biological process: deadenylation-dependent decapping of nuclear-transcribed mRNA; deadenylation-independent decapping of nuclear-transcribed mRNA; positive regulation of catalytic activity. The transcript has 10 exons. The coding region runs from base 39 to 1760 and encodes 573 amino acids.
CUUCCUUUCUCCGCUGUUGCCGAGAUCCCGGAUCCAAGAUGGAGUCUCUGAAUAAAGCGGGGCAAGAGAUGAGCCUGGCGGCCUUAAAGCAGCACGACCCCUACAUCACCAGCAUCGCCGACGUGACCGGCCAGGUGGCCCUUUAUCGCUUCAGUCCAAAGGCCAACGAGUGGGAGAAGACUGACAUAGAAGGUACCUUAUUUGUGUAUAAAAGGUCUGCUUCACCUUACCAUGGUUUUACGAUUGUAAAUCGAUUGAACAUGCACAACUUGGUUGAGCCCGUAAACAAAGACUUGGAGUUUCAACUUCAUGAACCUUUUCUUCUUUAUAGAAAUGCCAACUUGUUAAUUUACAGUAUCUGGUUUUAUGAUAAGAAUGACUGUCAUCGAAUAGCAAAACUCAUGUCUAAGGUGGUACAGGAAGAAACUCAGAGAUCACAGCAACAAUUUCAGGAUAGAAAACAUGUCAGUCGGGUUAAUGGUUGCACAGAUAUCCUAGAGUUGCUUAGUAAAGCAAAGGUUGAAUAUGAACGGAAUCAGAAAAGUGACUUCAUUUCAGGGACACAAGAAAGUGGAAAUCUUACGCAGACUGAAAAUACAGAGGCAUCUGAAUAUGAAACACCAGUGUUACAAGUCCAAGAUCAUUCAUGUCAGUCCGUCCCUAAACAUCUAACAGUGGAAGAAUUAUUUGGAACUUCAUUACCAAAGGAAAACUCCGCAGCUCCCAUGUCCAAUCCAGAGAGGAUAGAGAAAACUGAUACCUCAUGCAGAGAACACAAUUUGCUUUUGCCCUUUUCAUUUGAACAAUCAACAGUGAUCCAUCAGCCUCUGGGGAAGCUGGAUGCUCCAAGCCUCAGAAAUAACUCUUUGACUUUAUUAUCACAGGAAUGUGUACCGUCUGUACUAACUUCAUCGCCUUCAGUUUUACAAACUGAAGUAAAUAAAGUUUCAAACUAUAACGUGCAUUUAAGUCCUAUCCUUAAUUCGACUUUGGCAACAGAAGCACCUUGUCGUCCUGUGCUGCAGAAUAUCAAUGCAAACAAUAAUGUAACACAAGUCAUGCAGCAGACUACCAAGCAAAUACCUUCACUUGUGAAUCAGCCAUUGUGUGAUAUAAACCACGGUACACAAAAUGUAAGUUCUGGUCAAAACCAAUUCCUAGGAUCAAUGACUUUGCCAAAUACAGGAGAUGCUUCAAACACAUCACUUCCCAGUGUGGAUCUUCUUCAAAAACUCAGGUUGACACCACAACAUGACCAAAUGCAGCAAUCUCUUAUUAAACCCCCAGUAGCACCAAAUGCUUCUUCUGCUAUUAGCCAACUGGCAACACCAGAUUGUUUCAAGGAAUCCCACAUGAAGCAACAGGCUUCGACUGGUAAAGUCAUUCAUCCCUAUCAGGUUUCACAGCAAAAUAAGGAGCCUGAAACAUUUCAAAAUCCUAAAGUGUUGUCAAAAGCAAACCAGGUUGCUUCUACACAGUUUGCUACCACUGCAACUACAAUUGCACCUUCUGUCCUCCUUUCACCUAGUGUGUUUCAACAGUCCACUAUGAAAUCCUCUGAAAUUGAAAACAAAGUUGGCUUACCUUCUCCUGUUACACUUGGUACAGAUGUUCAGGCAUUACCUUCAGCGGUACUCAGCAGAUCUCAACUUCAGCAAACUUUGAUACAUCUAAUAAAGAACGAUGCAAAUUUUCUUAAUACUCUACAUGAAGUCUAUUUACAAGUCUUGACCAAGGAUACGGAUAGCAUCAAGCUAUAACUGCAAUGAAUUGAAUCCUACUGAUCACCUAUCUGCUUCAGAAACAUUAUGCCUCUUCUGUACAACUCUUAUAUUUUAAAGACAUUUUUUUGAGUACCUGAAGUCUUUCUAAGCCUCCAGGGAAUACUGUUCCUUAGAAAUAUUGUAUAAAUAAUGUUCUAAGAAAUGGUGUGGUUUAACUGUGACCAGUUACCAGCAGGAUUUUAUUUCUGUGUUGGAAAUAUGGUCUUACGUUUAAUGGCACAUUUUUCUUAUUGUUUUAAGCAGUGUAAAAUAUUUGAUAUAAUUCUUUACCAUAUGCACCCUGACUGUUCAGGAUAACUAAAUUUAGAACAUCAACAGUUGUGAAAUCAGCUUCAAAUUUAAGGAGCCAUGGAAGAGUUAAGUCUAAGGCUUUCGAAGGAAUGGACAUGCAGUAUAAUAUUUCUGCUUUUAGCUUUAACAUAGCAACAGGAUGACUUCUGGGUUAUAUCAACCACAAAUUGGCUCUUCUGUAUGCAGAAUACACAUUCACUUUUACUAGGAAUAUAUGAGAUAUGAUUUCCCUUGAACAAUAAGUUCAGUGUGUUUUGUCAGAUAUAUAUAUUUUUAAAAAACAUUUUAAAAAAUUAUUUCAGUGGAAUAUCAUUUGCCUCCCUAUCCAGGUCAAAUGCCAGUUUUGGUAUAGAUUUUCCUAUAGAAAGGUUGAAGUGUUUCUAGAUAAGCUGUUGUUCAGUUACUGUUUGGAAUAGUAUUAAAAACUCUCCCUAAACUUGCAUUAUAUACUGCUGUAAAGAUCAAACUUCUUCCCAAAAUAAGUCAAAAUCUGAUCUCUGUUUUAUAUGCUGCUAUUGGUCUUUUGUGAUUUCUAUUUAUUUCAUUCUAGCAUGUUACAGUAGCUAGCAAUACUUAAGUGAUAACAUAUACCCAAUUUACUCAAGCAAUAGCAAUGUAAAAAUUAGCAUUUUUAAAAUUAUGUCUUUGUUUUAUAUUGUGAAAUGUAAUUUUGUAGUCAGUUUAGCCAUUCAAGUUGCAUUGCUUAUUUUUCAAAGCAUGGUUGAAAUGGAGGAGCAUAGUCUUCGCUCUGUAUAUUAUGGUACAUUUCUGUGAAGCUAUUGAAAAAGAGGGCUGGCAAAAAAAUAAUAGCCUACUAUAUAUGCCCAUUGUUUCAAGAGAAUCUGUAACAAAGUUCUGGAGUAAAUCUUACUGGUCACUGUCAGUGUGACAAUGAAGAUGGCAUCAUUAUCCAGUUGUUAUUUCUAAUUCAUCAAUGAAGUUUUGAUUAUUGUGACUCCAUCACAAAUCAGUGUUUUUGAUAUAAACAGUGUGUUAUUUUUUUUUAACUAAUCAAUAUGUAUACUUAGAUUUUAGGUAGAAGUUUUUAUGUUUAGCAAACUGCCUUCUGAAAGAACCUCUUCAGCCUUUGAAAGUGUUUCUAAUAACAUAGUAUUUUAUAUUGGUUAUAUGUACAAAAUUCAGGGAAAUAUGUGUAUAGUGACACAUAUUUGACAGGCUUUAAUAGUGAAACUCAAAAGUAUCUUUUCGGGCUUCGUAGACUUUUUAUAGAAAACCAGAGAGCUCUCUGCUUGUACACUGGAUUUGUUGUAGCAUACCCAUGUACGUAUACCAACAACAAAUUAGCUUAGUGCAGCAUUCUUCCAUGUAUGAUUACAGGCUAUUGUCAGACUAUUAAAACUGAAUUUUGCUACCGUGUUUUGUUUAUGGACAAGAAAGAAAUACAGUCAUAAAUUAUUGUAGGAAAAAAAACUCAGCCAUAAAUGUGAGAUUUGCAGUGAUGAAACAUAUGAAGUAUAAUAACAGUGAAUGCAAGUAUUAUAUUAAAUAUAUAGAGAAAAGGUUUCCUUGACAUUGAAUGUAUUGUUAAGUUCCUCAGUCUCCAAGAAUUAAUGAGAAAGGGAAUAUUGCAUUAAACAGCAAAGAUAUAUCUUUGGUAUGUUUGCUCCAAUAAAACUUUUUUAUUCUUUUUUACUCUUUUGUGUUGACAAGCAGUGCAAAAGUUAGUUCGUGGCAAUUCUCAAUUCUUCUUAUAUUCUCAAUAUAUAAGGAUCACAAAAUAAGCCGCUAUUCUCCAGAGAAUGUCCUUCAUUAGAAGGUAGUUUGAAAGCUUAGUGAUUUUUAACAUUUUUCAUUGAUACUGAGACCGCUACGCCCAUUAACAUUGCAAUACGUAGCUUAAGGUAGAAGAGGGAUGUACUGGGUAGUACAAAGCACUAUUGGCAGCAUUCACUGUUAUCACACUAGUGCUCUUAUUGCUUGUGGUCCU